AUGUCUGAGCAAAACACCCAGGAGCCUUACCACGAGGGCAAGGAGAACUCUCACGAUAACCUCGAUUCAAAGGAUGAGCGAUCCAUCGCCAACCGUCUAGCUGCUGCCGAGAAGGAAACCGAAUCCGGUGACGAUCGUGAGACCGCCCAAAUAAAGGAGGAUCCCACUCUCCCCGCUCGAUCUCACGGUAACGAGCCUUCCAAGGGUGCUAAGAUCGAUGCACAGCUACAGAAGGAGGAACAGGAGGAGCUUGAGCGCAAGGGCAAGGCUUAA
Fusarium sp. VM40 is the source of this 273-nucleotide messenger RNA. The record is from the annotation of a GenBank genome assembly. NCBI's taxonomy places the organism in Eukaryota, Fungi, Ascomycota, Sordariomycetes, Hypocreales, Nectriaceae.